CGAUCCGCUCAUGAGUCAUGACUCAUCCCUUCAACGGCUCUCAUUCCCUAUCUCCAAUUACUAUUAUACCCUCCCCUCUGCCAUUAUGAUCAGCCUACUGUCUCCCUUAACCCUCGGCUCCCCAUUAUAUCCCUACAUGUAUAAACGGAACUUGGACUUCGUGCGAGACCUCGCACUGAACACGGAAUGAUUGGGAUCAUUGUCUCCAACACUUCUCACACAUAAUACCUAUAACUACCGGUCCCUUCUCCCUCUGCUUCUCUCUGCCUUCUUCCUCUCAUCGAUUCUUCUACUGGUCUUUGAUAUGUCUCACAUGGAGCCCGAAUCAUUCGCCGAAGACAGAUCCAACAGUCUUCUAGCCAACACCCGCUGCUGCUUCUGCUUCCCCUGUUUCGGUUCCCGCCCUUCUCCCACCGUCGGUCUCGUCUGGUGGGAGCGCGUACGAGCCACGUCCUGGUCUCACUCCCGCACGCAUGCGUCUUCUGUUACCGACGAUCGCUGGUGGUCUCGUGGCAUCAGAGCCCUCAUGAAGCUCCGUGAGUGGUCCGAGAUCGUCGCCGGACCCAGGUGGAAGACCUUUAUCCGGAGGUUCAACAGGAACAGAAGUGGCGGCGGCUGCAAGCACGGCAAGUACCAAUAUGACCCCAUGAGCUACGCCUUGAACUUCGACGAAGGCCCUAACAGCCCGAACGGCGAUUCCGAAGACAACGGCUACGACGGAUACCACAAUUUCUCCACCCGCUACGCCGCCACGCCCGGUUCAGUCCCGUUGAGGUCAGUCGAUGCCACACCGGGUAAGGACGUUACUGUACUCGCGUGAAAGGUGGCAGAAUGCGCCGUGUAGGCUAAGAUGCGCCGGUGGGUGGUGUGGUGCGCUGGAAGAGGCCCAGCAUGAGCUGGACUAGAUGUCAGAAACACACGAGAGUCGUUGAUUACGCGAGGCUUACGCGCUGCUGUUAGCGGUGGUUCGCUGGCCGCGUCGCGCCACUGCACUUUUUUUUUUCGGUGUUUAUUCUGUUCAUAAAGUAUUUUUCUAGCAGAUAUUGUGUCUGUAUAUAUAAAAAUAAUAAUUUUCUUAUUAUGGUUGGUAACAUAAAAGAAUACAAAGGACGGCGUGGUGUUGAUAUUGAGAUGAGUAUACGCAUGGGAUAAAGCAAGAUUUGGCUUGUUAUGCUCAAUUCUCUCUUUUUGUUUUGUCAUUGUUUUAUUUUUAAUAUAAAACUUAUUUAUCAUAUUUAU
Molecule: messenger RNA, 1239 nt
Organism: Neltuma alba
Lineage: Eukaryota; Viridiplantae; Streptophyta; Magnoliopsida; Fabales; Fabaceae
Exons: 2
Coding region: 305-820 (171 amino acids)
Source: RefSeq, a predicted model, not a curated record